AUGUCUGCUCACAGCUCUGUUUUACCGGAGCAAGAAGAGCAAAACCCGGCUGUGUUUGACCAUCCAGGUGCAUUAAACCCGCUGGACCCGGGUGGAGGUGGGGAUGAGUCUGUGUCUGCCCGGUUUCUACAGGUGGAGCUGGAAUUGAACCUCCACCUCCGCGGCCUCACGUUCACCGAGCCGGUCCGGUUCAUCUACAACCCGCUGGAGUACGCCUGGACCCCUCACCGCUGCUUCGUGGAGACGUACUGCAGACCCGGGCAGAGCGUGCUGUUCCUGGGCAUGAACCCGGGGCCCUUCGGCAUGGCGCAGACCGGGGUCCCAUUUGGAGAGGUGAAGUCUGUGGUGGAGUGGCUGAAGAUCUCCGGAGAGGUGGGCCACCCGAUCGAGGAGCACCCAAAGCGGCGCAUUAUGGGCCUGUCCUGCACUCAGAGCGAAGUCAGCGGGGCAAGAUUCUGGGGGUAUUUCCGAAAACUCUGCCCAGAUCCCUCUCUCUUCUUCAGGCACUGUUUCGUCCACAACCUUUGCCCACUGAUGUUUAUGUCCGCUAGUGGCAAGAACCUCACCCCUCCCGAGCUGAAGCCGGGGGAACGUGACGCCCUGCUGGCGAAGUGUGAUAUUGCGCUGUGCCAGGUGGUGCAGGCUUUGGGUGUUUCCAUGGUGAUCGGUGUGGGGAGGGUGGCGGAGCAGAGGGCCAGGAAAGCUUUGAAUAUGGCUGGACUAAACGUGAGGGUGGAGGGCAUCAUGCAUCCCUCUCCCAGGAACCCAGCGGCCAAUAGGGGCUGGGAAGACGUGGCCCGCCGGAAACUGGAAGAACUGGGGGUUAUUUCACUAUUAACCAGAGAUGGGUAG
Periophthalmus magnuspinnatus is the source of this 852-nucleotide messenger RNA. It is a transcript of the gene smug1, whose product is annotated as single-strand-selective monofunctional uracil-DNA glycosylase 1. The record is from RefSeq and is a predicted model, not a curated record. NCBI's taxonomy places the organism in Eukaryota, Metazoa, Chordata, Actinopteri, Gobiiformes, Gobiidae. Gene Ontology annotation, molecular function: oxidized pyrimidine nucleobase lesion DNA N-glycosylase activity; single-strand selective uracil DNA N-glycosylase activity. The coding region runs from base 1 to 852 and encodes 283 amino acids. Gene Ontology annotation, biological process: base-excision repair. The transcript has 2 exons.